UCCUUACCAUAUUCGAUCUCAUUUGCCUCCAUUCUCUCUAACUCUCUCUUUCUCUUCGCCGAUUGAACGGCGUGGCGACGUGGAGCUCUGUCGCAUAUCCAAAUCUCACAUCCGUCUCUCCUUCAGUCGAAGACGAAGUUUUAAUUCAAAAUGUUGUUGAGUUUUAAGAAGGUAUCGCAAACAGAAGUACAAACAAAGCCUAUAGAGUCAACAUCACUUGUUAAGGAUAAUAUCGUUGAUGAUGGUUGUAAUGAGAAUGAUGCUGGAGAAGAUGAGGAUAAUAUUGAUGAUGAUGAUGACGACGACGACGAUGAGAUUGAAAUAAGCAUGGCUAAUGUGGCUAAUGAAAUUGAAAAAAGUAAAGAUAACGAUAUCAGUGAAGAGGAAUUUCAAGGUGAUGAUGAAACCUAUCCGACAACACCUUUGAAGACAGAUGAGGAAUGGAAAGAAUUUGAAGCUCCGUAUCGGAGAAAACAAAAUCAAGUGACAACCGGACAAAGUCAAACAAAUGUGGAGAACCUUCUUUACUUGGGUCAGACAUUCAAAACAUGUGAAGAUUUCAAAGAAGCAAUGUUUGAAUAUGUUUUGAAGAGUCAAUUUGAUGUGAAAUGGUCUAGGUGUGACCGGGGAGAACGUCCCAGAUACGCUGCAGUUUGUCGCACAGGAGGUUGUCCAUGGCGGAUUUAUUGUUCAGUGGAGAAACCCAUAAAUAUGUGGAUGAUUAAAGUUUGUCAUCCUCAUCACAGUCACCCAGCUAAUGGAUACUCAGGGAUGAUUACAAUGAGACAUUUGGGUAAGAUGUAUGUAGAAGUUUUCAGGAAUUUACCAUCAUACAAGGCUUCACAGAUGGAACAUGAUUUGAAGGUUGGUUAUAAUCUCACGGUGUCGACAUACAAAUGUUUCAAGGCACGACAAAUUGCGUUGCAGAUAGUAAAGGAGGAUCAGAGGGUUCAAUUUGCAAAGCUUUGGGAUUACGAGGCAGAGAUUCGUCGAUCCAAUCCUAACACAUCCACAGAAAUAGUCCGUGCAACUUUUAAAGGUGAGAAAGUGUUCGAUAGGUUUUAUAUUUGUUUUCAGGUUCUCCGCGACACUUGGAAACAAUAUUGUCGACCUGUUAUUGGCUUGGAUGGUUGCUUCCUUAAAUGGGACUUGAAAGGGGAGUUAUUGGCUGCGAUUGGUAGAGAUGCCAACGAUCACAUUUACCCAAUUGCAUGGGCUGUAGUACGGAUUGAAGACAAAGACACAUGGGCAUGGUUCAUCCGUAAGAUAAAAUCUGAUUUAGGUCUUGGAGAUGGACAGAAUCUGACUCUUCUCUCCGACAAACAAAAGGGUUUGAUAAAUGCUGUGAAAUACGAGCUUCCAUGUGCUGAGCAUCGUAUGUGUGCACGACAUAUGUAUGCAAAUUGGAAGAAAAAUUUCAAGGGUCCUGAUUUGAAGGAUAUAUUUUGGAAGACAGUAUACAGUUACCAUCAAGGUCAAUAUAAAAAUGCUAUGGAAGAAAUGAAAACUAUCAACCCAUUAGCAUAUGGAGCAAUGUUGCGUACAAAUCCAGAGAUUUGGUGUAGAGCUUUCUUUAAUAAGGACUCGCAUUGUGAGGAUGUUCACAACAAUCACUCCGAGAGUUUCAACAACUCCAUAAAAGAAGCACGAAAGAAGCCAAUGAUUGACAUGUUAGAAGAUAUCCGUAGACAAACAAUGAAGCGAAUUGCAAAGAUGUCAAAGGUUUCAGGUAAAUGUAUCACUGAAUUCACUCCAAGAACAAUGAUAGAAUUGGAAAAAAGCAGAAACCAAUCAAGGUUUUGUUUUGUAACGCCGAGUGGUCGCGGUAUAUAUGAGGUAAUGGAGUUUGGCAUCAGUUACUCUGUUGAUUUGAGUGGACAUAGUUGCGCUUGUCGGAAAUGGGAUUUAACGGGCGUACCUUGUCAGCAUAGCCUUGCUGUCAUCAACUUUAAAAAAGACAAGCUUUCUGGUUAUAUUUCGGAGUAUUUCUUGACUUCAAGAUGGGUGGCUAUGUAUGAAAAUAACAUUUUACCGGUGAAUGGUCAACCGUUGUGGCAAAAAGUUGACAAGCCUCUAAUAGGUGUGCCGGAUAAGAGAAAAAUGCCGGGUCGACCUAAGAAACAUAAUCGAAAGAAGGACCCUCAUGAGUCUCCGUCAAAGAGUGGAAAAUUGUCAAAGCAUGGAAGAGUGUUUACAUGCGGGCGAUGUAAACAAGUUGGACACACAAAAAAAUCAUGUAAAAAUGAUCCGGUAGAUGCUCCAUGCGGUCCUAAACGAUUGAGAGGUAGACCCAAGAUAUCGGUGACAGUCUCAGGUACAUCGAACCCGACUCAAUCGAGCCAAAACUCGGUUUCCCACCUGUGUCUCAUUCCUCGCAACACCAAUAGUUCUCGUCCCAGUCAAACUUAUGUGUCUCCAUUCACCAGUAGACCGUUCAAGGCUCCUCGACGUCAACCCACUUCGAGUCUUCCAAAUUAAAGUGACUGAGCAUUAUACCAAUUUUUUGAAAUUUUUUUAUUAGGCCUUUUUGUCCGGAUAUCUUUCUAUUAGGGCAUUUUUCUUUCGGAUAUCUUUGUAUUUGAUCAUCUAUUACAGUUAUUGGUAUUUUUUUAAUCUUGUUUUA
Tarenaya hassleriana is the source of this 2623-nucleotide messenger RNA. RefSeq lists its product as uncharacterized. NCBI's taxonomy places the organism in Eukaryota, Viridiplantae, Streptophyta, Magnoliopsida, Brassicales, Cleomaceae. The coding region runs from base 151 to 2478 and encodes 775 amino acids. The transcript has 6 exons. Gene Ontology annotation, molecular function: zinc ion binding. The record is from RefSeq and is a predicted model, not a curated record.